AUGUCAUCAGAAGUGCCAGAAACAUCGUUAAAAACGAAUCGCAAAGAAUGCUAUCGUGCACGAGAUGAAUACCUAAACUGUAUGGACGAGAACGAGGGUGAUGAAAAGAAAUGCCGAGCAUUAAUGGUGCAGUUCAAAUCCAAAUGUCCCGCCUCAUGGGUACCACAUUUUAUUCGCAAGCAUGAGUUUGGGAAGUAUAAGAAUAAGCUAGUGGAAGAAGGAGUGUUAUCGGCAGAUGAAAAGUAUAUGGGCACGAAGAAGGUGUAA
Molecule: messenger RNA, 267 nt
Organism: Bursaphelenchus okinawaensis
Lineage: Eukaryota; Metazoa; Nematoda; Chromadorea; Rhabditida; Aphelenchoididae
Source: the annotation of a GenBank genome assembly